CCACAGUCUCUCUUGAGACUCCAUGGCUUCCAUUCCUCCUUACCUCCUUCUCCUCCUCCUCUCUCUCCUCCCUCUCUCCAUUUCCACUCAACACCCCACCACCAACUCCCCUAACCUCAUCCAAAGGACGUGCAACACCACCACCUACUACGACUUUUGUGUGGCUUCCCUCCAGUCGGACCCCGAGAGCCCCAAGGCCGACGUCCGGGGCCUCUCCGCCAUCGCCGUCCGCCUCGCCAUCUCCAACGCCACCAACACCUCCUCCUUCGCCGCCUCCCUCGCCCAUUCCGCCACCGACCCUUCGCUCCGGGCCAUCCUCGGGGCGUGCACCGACAAGUACAUCAACGCCCGCCGGGCGCUGCGAUGGUCGCUGGAUGCGCUGUCGACCGAGUCGUACGACUACGCGUUCGUCCACGUGAGCGCCGCCGCCGAGUACCCCCACGUCUGCCGCGUGCUGUUCCGGCGGUACCCACGGUUGACGUACCCCCGGGAGAUGGCAAGGAGAGAGGAGGUUUUGGUGCACUUGUGCACCAUAGCCUUGGAAAUUAUAUCACUUCUUGGGUGAUAUAGAAAUGCACUGAAUUUAUUAAGAUUGCGUGGUCCUUGGGGAUAGGUUUCAACUUUUGGAUCUGAGGCUCUCUGGCUUGUAAAGUGAUUGUAAAGGUAGUCUAGCCUUUGUCUUGGUUGGUUUAGAGGUUUCUAUUAGAAUAUACAGGAGUGGAAAAAGUCUGGAUGGGUGUAUCUAUUUGGCACUUUGGUCUAUUAGAUGUUUAAUGUCUAUCUGAUUCAGAAGUGCAUUCUGGUCCUAAAUGGCUCUUAGAUGGCUUAUUUUCUAUAUUUGAUCAAUUAUUGCUGAAAUUCAUA
This is a messenger RNA of Elaeis guineensis (African oil palm), 864 nucleotides long. Its product is annotated as pectinesterase inhibitor 28. The record is from RefSeq and is a predicted model, not a curated record. Gene Ontology annotation, molecular function: enzyme inhibitor activity. Lineage: Eukaryota; Viridiplantae; Streptophyta; Magnoliopsida; Arecales; Arecaceae.